Alligator mississippiensis (American alligator) is the source of this 8351-nucleotide messenger RNA. RefSeq names its product folliculin interacting protein 1 (gene FNIP1). Lineage: Eukaryota; Metazoa; Chordata; Crocodylia; Alligatoridae. The record is from RefSeq and is a predicted model, not a curated record. The transcript has 18 exons. The coding region runs from base 521 to 3967 and encodes 1148 amino acids. Gene Ontology annotation, molecular function: protein-folding chaperone binding; ATPase inhibitor activity. Gene Ontology annotation, cellular component: cytoplasm.
GGUCAUGAGGCUCAGCCCAUAUCGGAUUCGCUGAAGAAGGAUAGAUUAAACUGGCAUGUACAGUCUACGUUGUCUGCCAAAGCAGCACUUAGCUUUCAGAUGAAUUAGAUUGAUCUUCUCUUCUCUGCAGUAAUACACUUGAGGAGACAAAGGAACUGGAAAAACAGACAAUAUUUACUUUAGUAAGGAUCCUGGACUGUGCAGCAGAAUGGAAGGACAGAAUAUUGGUUAUGAAACUAUAGGGGACUGUAGAUGGAUCCUCGUGCAAAAGCCCAUGUUUUGCGUUGACAAAAUUAUUUCUUUAAGGCAGUUUUUGUGAUCCUGUUGCUAGGAUUAAGCUUUUUGCAUUGCAGCAUGGAGCCUUUUGUUUGAGUUAAAUUCAGACCUCUCGAUAUGUCACCUGACAGUCUUGUGGUUUUGGAUGAAUAUGGCUCAUUGCUAUUAUUAACCUGGGUUGGCAGCUGGGCGUAACAGGAGUUUUAUAGGGAUUUUGAAAAGUGGAACUGCUCGGGGGAUAAAGAUGCUUUCCAGCUGGCCUUUACCAGAGUUUGACCCAAGUCAGAUCCGACUGAUUGUGUAUCAGGACUGUGAAAGAAGAGGGCGGAAUGUCUUAUUUGACUCCAGUGUCAAAAGGAAAAGUGAGGAUGUACCUGUGUCGAAACUCUGCAGUGAUGCUCAGGUGAGAGUCUUUGGGAAAUGCUGCCAACUGAAGCCUGGUGGAGACAGUUCUUCAUCUUUGGACAGUUCAAUCAACUCAUCCUCCUCCUCUUCGGAUGCAAAAGAGCAAUGUCCAAAAUAUCAGGGUUCUCGGUGCUCCUCUGAUGCCAAUAUGCUUGGAGAGAUGAUGUUUGGUUCUGUGGCCAUGAGUUAUAAGGGCUCCACAUUGAAAAUUCACCAGAUCAGGUCCCCUCCUCAGCUCAUGCUUAGUAAAGUUUUUACAGCCCGAACUGGAAGUAGCAUCUAUGGAAGUCUAAACACGCUUCAGGAUAGUCUUGAGUUCAUUAAUCAGGACAGUAAUACAUUAAAGCCAGACCACAGCACAAUUAUGAAUGGACUCCUUGGAAACAUAGGUCUUUCACAGCUUUGCAGCCCCAGGCGGGCAUUCUCUGAACAAGGUCCGCUCCGCCUGAUCCGGAGCGCCUCUUUCUUUGCAGUUCACAGCAACCCUAUGGACAUGCCAGGGAGAGAACAGAGUGAGGACAGAGACAGCGGUAUAGCCAGAUCUGCAUCUCUUAGCAGCCUACUCAUCACUCCAUUUCCAUCUCCGGGUUCCUCGCUUACCAGAAGCUGUGCCAGCAGUUACCAAAGACGUUGGCGUCGCAGUCAGACGACAAGCUUGGAGAAUGGGGUCUUCCCUAGAUGGUCUGUAGAAGAAAGCUUUAAUUUGUCAGAUGACAGCUCUGGUCCCAACCCAGGGAUUGUUAGGAAGAAGAAGAUCGCCAUUGGGGUGAUAUUUACACUCUCAAAGGAUGAAGAUGAAAAUAGCAAAUUUCAUGAAUUCUUUUUCUCACACUUCCCUCUCUUUGAGAGUCACAUGAACAGACUGAAGAGUGCAAUAGAACAGGCUAUGAAAAUGAGUCGGAGAUCAGCUGAUGCCAGUCAACGGAGUUUGGCCUAUAACAGGAUUGUAGAUGCCCUAAAUGAGUUCAGAACAACUAUUUGCAAUCUCUAUACCAUGCCACGGAUUGGGGAACCUGUCUGGCUGACUAUGAUGUCUGGGACACCGGAAAAGAACCAGCUUUGCCAUCGUUUCAUGAAGGAGUUCACUUUCUUAAUGGAGAACGCCUCUAAAAACCAAUUCUUACCAGCUCUGCUGACUGCGGUUCUCACUAAUCACCUGGCCUGGGUCCCCACAGUUAUGCCAAAUGGGCAGCCACCUAUAAAAAUCUUUCUGGAAAAGCAUUCCUCCCAGAGUGUGGACAUGUUGGCUAAGACUCAUCCAUACAACCCGCUGUGGGCACAGUUAGGAGACUUGUAUGGGGCUAUCGGAUCACCUGUGAGACUAGCAAAGACUGUCGUAGUUGGCAAAAGGCAAGAUCUGGUGCAGAGGUUGCUUUAUUUCCUCACUUACUUCAUAAGAUGCUCUGAGCUCCAAGAGACACAUCUUCUAGAAAAUGGAGAAGAUGAAGCCAUAGUCAUGCCUGGAACCGUUAUUACUACCACAUUGGAGAAAGGAGAAGUGGAGGAAUCGGAGUAUGUGCUUGUCACAAUGCACAGAAAUAGAGGCAACUUGUUAUCUUGGGAGUCCGAGGAAUUGAGAACUUCUAACUGUAGUUGUAAAUACUGCAAAGGCCCACUUCCCCUAGGGCCAAACAUAGAGGCUGCUUCACAACGAGAGAGAGAAGAUGCACAAAAUGCCGCUAAGGUAGAGCUGGAAACUUCUUUAGAGGAAAGCAGAACAACCUCAGCUGCUGACUGCCAAGAAGACCCUGUUGAUGUUAAGCAUUGCAAAGAUAAUUUGAGAUCCUGCCUGGACACCAAGGUAGAGACAGUAGUCUGCAUGGGGUCAGCUCCAGUGGACAAAUGUCCACUGGCAGAAUCUGGAUUAGAGCCAACUGCAGACAUCUGGAGGACCGAGGAGUCACUGGAAUCUGGUACCCAAGCCCUCAGUGUAACAAGAUCCACAGGUAUAGUUGUGGAAAAGAAGCCUCCCGAUAAGCCCUUGUCUGACGCAUUCCCUUGCAAUUCAGCUGAGGCUCAGACAAAGGUGACUUUUCUGAUUGGUGAUUCUAUGUCGCCUGACUCGGACAUCGAACAGAGAAGUCAAGCAGUAGCGGAACAAAUUACUAGGCAUCACAACCAGCCAGCAAUGAAGGAAGGAGUGGCUGCUGACCAGAACUGCGAAGCAAAACAAACCAUCGAGGACCAAACCAGAGACUGCAGGACAUCUGAACCGUUCCCUCAAGUUGCCAGCAAGCAUCAGACUUGGAAUCCAAAUCCUUACAGUACUGAGAGCUCGAGUCUUUUUGAUGAGUAUUUUACUGAUGAUGGUUCGAUUGAAACCCAAACUAUUGAUGAUAUUCCAGUGCGAGCAACUACAGACAUUCUAGAUCAAAGCAGUAGUUUAACAUUUUCUAAAAAACUGUGUACACAGAACAGCAAACAACCCAGUGAAUUUUGUAAGUUCAUGGAAUCUGUUCGCCAAGAGACAUGCAAAAACUGCUUUGCUGAGCAGGACCAAAAAGACAAAGUCGCUAUUAGUGUCCCCCAUGGGGAUAGAGAAAAUGUAGAGAAAAAAGUUGCCCCAGCAAUUGACUGGGACAUUCCGAGAAAUGAGAGCUCAGAUAGUGCCCUUGGCGAUAGUGAAAGUGAAGAUACGGGUCACGAUCUAACUAGACCAAGCAGCAACUAUUAUGGGGGAGAGCAAGAAGAUUGGGCAGAGGAAGAAGAGAUCUCUUUUCCUGGGUCAAAAUUAGUUGAAGUGAACUCUGUCCAGCCCAGUAUUGCCAAUUUUGGAAGGUCCUUGCUAGGUGGCUACUGUUCAUCUUACGUACCUGACUUUGUUUUGCAAGGAGUAGGAACUGAUGAAAAACUGAGACACUGUUUGGUGUCAGAUUUGUCGCAUGCUGUUCAGCAUCCUGUCUUGGAUGAACCGAUCGCAGAGGCUGUCUGCAUUAUUGCAGACGUGGACAAGUGGACAGUGCAAGUGGCCAGUAGCCAGAGGCGGAUGAUUGACAAUAAACUGGGAAAAGAGGUGUUAGUCUCCAGCCUUGUCUCCAAUCUGCUUCAUUCCACUCUUCAGCUUUACAAGCAUAACUUAUCUCCAAAUUUUUGCAUCAUGCACCUGGAAGAUCGGCUACAGGAACUGUAUUUCAAAAGCAAGAUGUUGUCUGAAUAUCUCAAGGGCCAGAUGCGAGUUCAUGUUAAGGAGCUGGGCGUGGUGCUGGGGAUUGAAUCCAGUGACCUCCCUUUGCUGGCAGCUGUAGCAAGCACUCACUCUCCAUAUGUUGCCCAGAUACUACUUUAAAAUGCCAAAGGGCACGGACAUUCACUUUUUUUUUUCCUGGAAACAAAAUGGAAGGCAAGGAGACAAACAUGAAACGUACUUGUUCCAACUCCUUUUUGCUUGAGGCAACUGAAAUGAACAGCUUGCCAAGCGGACUGGGUCUCCAUAACUGACUGCACAUUAUGCACACGCAUGGAGACUACUUGUAUUUUUUUUCAUUCUCCCACUUGGCCAUUCAUUUAAAAAAAAAAAAAAAAAAAUUCAAAGAAAAAAGACAGCCUGAAAAGCCUGAGAUUCUGAGUAGUGAAGAAAACCCAAGAUCGUGGAGAAAGCUGAAGAACUGAAUAUAGUUUGGGAAAUUUCUCAAGGAUGGCUAAUUACAUGUGGCUAAAAGUGGGUAGCGCAAGGAAGAGCUGCUUUGUAAUGAUUUACAAUGCUAUCGCUGGUAGCAGACUUAACAGGAGAAGGAAGUAGCUGCCUUGAGAUUUGUCUUCUCCUCUUCCAGGAAUGUAUUAGAAGUGUUGGUUUUCAAGCCUCAACGAUUUGUAAACAACUUCUACUUUUUCAUUACGCAGUGAAAUUCUGGAUAUUUCUCAGAGGAAAAGCAAUUUUUGUAAACAGCUUAUUACUGAUACUCGGCUCUGAAAUUCAUUUGUAAUCGUUCCUAGGGGAGGGAGAGGGAGCCAACAAGCAACCUAGCAAACAUCAUCCUGUUUCCUUUUCUUGGCUUGACAUUGUAACUGGUAUUGAAUGUUUAUAAUGUUUAGAUGUCUCUUUAUACUAAGUGAUGCUCUUGUUUCAAGACUUAUGAAAAACAGAAAGAAUUCAAUUUAUAACCACCACUGCAACCAAAAAAGUUUAGAGAGAAAGUUGAUUAAAAUUUCCUGGCGGUGUGCCCAAAAUGGCACUAGUAUUACCUCUCACUACUUUUUUACAGUAUAUAAUAUUCUUGCAACAUCCUAUUGUUUAUACAGCAGUUGGGCAGCGGGUGAAAUAAGCUAGAAAUAAUUGUACCAAAGCAUUGGAGGAAAAAAAAUACACUAUUACCCUUAAUUGCUCAGGUAGCUAAUUGCUAUAUUUUUUAAAGUAAUUCUACAGAUGCGGAUACUGACUACACCAUUGUGUAGUAAUAUCAAAAUUAUUUUUAGACAAAAUAUCCCCAUGACGGAAAUUAUCUUAAUCCCUUUUCUACCAACUUGUAACUACCAACAAGAAAUGCUGUCCAUCCCAUUCUCAGCAUUUCUCUUUCAUUUCAUUCAUCGUUGUCAUUGUAUAUACAAUUGGUGUAAGAACAGCUGAUGUGGAACCAAUCUGCUGUAAGUAAUGUAAAUAUGCAGUGGGUGGGUGGAUUGUGCUUUCAAAAGGAUCUACUACCUCAGUUUAACUGGACCCUGCAUUAUGUGCUUCUUUGCUUAUGUGUCCUAGCAGCCACUUUAUGUUGUUGAUUAUAGAGUUAAUUUCCAUUGACCAUUUUCAGCAUGCAAGAGUUCAACCAUGUCUCAACAAUGAAAUUGAAAGGUACUUCUUCACUCAUUAGGUAAACUAUAUUUACCAUUAGACACAUACUGCGUUAUUUUUGUGACCAUUUCUUCAGCGAUGUAAUGUGCUCUUGUGGUUUUGCCGACUUGUGUUAAAUACAAAACUAUUUCCCUCCCGUCUCAAACUUAAAAUUCCAACCCCACUGAAGUCAACGACAAAGUGUGUCACUGACUUGACUGGGGCCAGGAUGUCACCCAAUAUAUUUGGCAGUAAUAUUAAAAAUCAAAACUUAAAUAUGAGGCCCUGCAAGGGCAGACCUGUGCCAUUGUCCUGAAGGCCUGGCCUGGGGUCUAAGUGUGAUAGGGAGCCUAACUCAAACAUAUGGGCAGUGUGGUUGAAGAAAGCCUGUCUGCAUGUGCUAACUGCAGUGCUAACUGCUGCAGGUAGGUGACUUACAUUUCAGCUUCAGAAUAUUUCUCAUUUGACUUCCCCUUUAAUGUCCCCUUUUUACCAUUUUAGUAUUUUGCAUCAAGUUGUAGAAAGAACCCAAACAAGUGGGUAAGGGCCCGAAUGUAGCAACACGCAUGUCGGUAACGCAAGAUUGGGCUCUUAGGAAUUUUAAGCUAUCCUUGCUGUAACGGAUGAUAUAGGCAAUCAUUGGCAUUCUGAACAUCAUUCAUAUUUUGUGGUUAAUCUGACCAUGUUAGUGCUAUUGGGCUCAGUAUAACAAGGUGUCAGCAUUUGGGACCUGGAGCAUGAAAGCACUUGAGCAUGUUAACUUGAAGUCUGUGUUGGUACCACUGGCUUCCUUGAGAUAGCUCGAGUGUUCAGUCGAGCAUGAUUGCUGGCUCUGCCACCGUGCUGAGUGCCUUCUAUGAUUAGGUCUGUAAUGAAUUAUUUCAGGCAAAUGCUAUGUUCUCCUCCUCCUAGUUGUCCUUAGGUCAAUCAUGGUAAUUAUCUUAAAUUCAGUUUGACCUGAAGAAAUAGGUGCCCUCUGCUAGCUUGAAAUUAAUACUGCUUGAGAGAGAGGAGUUUGUUAUUUUUAAUUUUAGGCAGUUCCUGGAGCUCUAAACCCCCUGGACUGUCCACACAUUAACACCUUAAAGAGAUUUUAAGCACUUACGCGGCUUAAAGUAAUGCCACUCCAGAGUAAGAUUAUCUCUGAUCCGCACUAUCCAGCUCCCACUCCACUAAGGUGUGGCCACUCCCCACAGAUAUGCUGCCCAAGUUGAAGACCUCCAGUAUCCCAGGGUCUCUCUCACCAGUUCUCUAGUGGCAACUCACAACUACAGCUCCUAGUCCUGGUCCUGCUCACCAGACCUCCAGUGGCAAGUCACAGCCAUGCAUGUGGGGGACAGUCAGAGAAGGUUUCUACAUGUAGGAUGUAUGUAGACGAAAUGGGGGCCCUAAAUUGAAGCGGUGGGUUUUAUAAAAACACCGCUUCAAUUUAGGGUCGAUUUUAAACCCCUGUGUCAUGCACACACCCCGCUGAUUUACCUGCUUCUCCGGCGGGGAGGGGAGGGUGAGCUGCUGAUGGGCAGAGCAGUCAUUGGGCUGGGGCGGUGGGAGGCUGAUGUUUCCCUGUGCAGCAGUGGCGGCCCCCCCCAGCAGCACCCGCCCGCAGGCACCAGGCUUGGGCGGUCCUGGGGGGGCACCGCAGCCAUGGAGGGAAGCACCAAGACCAGGCCCCCACAUAGCUCAGGCUGGCAGGCUCGGGGGGAGGAGGGGAAGAUGAGGCUCGCUGCUUUUUCUUGGGUGGAGUCCACUUUCCCAGGCUGCUGCCAAGCUGCAUAAGGGCUUCCUGCAGAGCUGUGGAGCUGCGCAGAUCCCGGUGCUUCAGUCUGCAGCUGUAGGGGCAGCAAAUAAAACUCCUCGGAGGAGUUUUAGUUUGCUGAGCCCCAAGUCAUUUCAGGCGCGUUAUGCUGCCGAAUAUCCUACAGUGGCUGGAAUUAAUGCGCAAUACGCCGCCAAAGCGUGCAAACACCGACACCAUUAAAGCAGUACAAAAGUAUUUAACCUGCUUUAAAGUAUCGUGCACACAUGCCCCUCAUUUCGUCUACACAGCCUAAGGGUCUGACUGCUCCAAACUAGCACUAACACUGAUCAGCUGUUGCGCAGCUCGCAGCAUCGAGUGUAGCGAGGGCCAUUCAGUGAAUUGUGCUCUUCUGCCCAAGUGACCCCCCGAGACCAUUCUAAUGCGAUCGUUUGUCGGUCAGUCCUGUGCCAAGUGGCCACACAUGCGGCUUCACCAUCGUGCUCUUGCACUGUAGCCGUUGGAUCACCAGUACUAGUUCCCCGUGUGACCCAAGUACUUGAGCUUUGGGGCUAAAAGUUAUUGACCCUCUUCCUAACAGUAUUGCCAAUGAAACGUUAGCAUGAUGGGAAGUUUUCCUUUAACUUAACUAUUAAGGUACGUGAAAAUGGUCCGUACACCUGUUGUUUGCAUAUGUUUUUUUUAAAAAGGGAUCUUUAACAGAGCUAUAGGGUUGAUUUUUUUUUUAAAUGUAUCAACUUUUAUGUACAUAGAAAACUAAUCCAUUUUGUUUUUCAAUAUUCCCGAUGUUCAUUAAGAUGUCUUAAUUUUCAGGUGGAAAACAUGAAGUGUACUAGACACACAAACUAGCAAAAUUAUUUUAGUUGCAAUUGGCAAAGAUGGGGCUGCUAAGAACAAAAACAAAACAAAAUAAUAGGAGUCUACACCUUGCACACACUUUCCCAAGUCAUCGUUAUAGAUGUUUUAUGACAAUUUUUUUGCUUUCUCUAAAUUAUUUAGAUGGUGGUAUGUGUACAAUGCUGGGUAAAAUGUACAUACUUGUUAUCUCCUUUGGUUUUUUGUAUAUAUUUCCCAAGAUGUGCACUUGUAUUAUAAUAACCAUUCCCAAUUUCAGGGGAAACUUUGUGCAAUAAAUACAGUUAUGUCAAUUUA